This is a messenger RNA of Anolis sagrei ordinatus, 1713 nucleotides long. It is a transcript of the gene SORD, whose product is annotated as sorbitol dehydrogenase. Gene Ontology annotation, molecular function: zinc ion binding; L-iditol 2-dehydrogenase (NAD+) activity. The record is from RefSeq and is a predicted model, not a curated record. Lineage: Eukaryota; Metazoa; Chordata; Lepidosauria; Squamata; Anolidae. Gene Ontology annotation, biological process: D-sorbitol catabolic process.
GUGAGCGCUCUGCAAGGCCUGCAGCCUCGGCCUCGAGUGCGGACUCUGACCCGCGGCGAUGUCAUAAAAGCCGGGCAGAGGGGCCCCGGGGGUGUCUGGCUCCAAGGCAGCGGAGGAGAAGCCGCAACACCAGCAGCGACGGUCAUGGCGGCUUCCGGGAAGAGCGAGAAGGGCAACCUCUCCGUGGUGGUGCACAAGGCCGGAGAUCUGCGCCUGGAAGACCGACCAAUCCCUGAACCAGGACCUAAUGAAGUGCUUUUGAAGAUGCAUUCUGUCGGGAUCUGCGGCUCUGAUGUGCACUAUUGGCAGAACGGGCGGAUUGGAGAUUUUGUGGUGAAGGCCCCAAUGGUGCUGGGCCACGAGGCCUCAGGAACAGUCGUCAAAGUGGGGUCUGCAGUAACACAGUUGAAAAAAGGUGACAGAGUGGCGAUUGAACCUGGGGUUCCCCGGGAAAAUGAUCAGUUCUGCAAAACGGGGCGCUACAACCUCUCCCCGACCAUCUUCUUCUGUGCAACCCCUCCGGAUGAUGGAAACCUAUGCCGCUAUUACAAGCAUGAUGCCAACUUUUGCUACAAGCUUCCAGAUAACGUUACGUUUGAGGAAGGAGCCCUCAUUGAACCCCUUUCCGUCGGGAUCCAUGCUUGCAGAAGGGCAGGAGUGACCCUGGGAAGCAAAGUUUUCAUUUGUGGUGCUGGUCCUAUUGGGCUUGUGUCUUUGCUGAUUGCGAAGGUAAUGGGGGCUUCACAAGUUGUUAUAACUGAUCUAUCUGCCUCUCGUCUCGAAAAGGCUAAGGAAAUUGGGGCUGAUUUCACCAUCCAGGUAAAAGGCGAAAGUCCUGAGGAAUUGGCCAAGGCAGUAAAAAACGCCCUUGGUUGCAUGCCUGACAUCAGCCUGGAAUGCACUGGAGCUCAGGCCUGUAUCCAAACUGGAAUCUAUGUGACUCGUUCUGGUGGAACUCUGGUUUUGGUGGGCCUUGGCCCUGAAAUGGUUACAGUGCCUAUUGUGAACGCUGCUAUCCGGGAAGUGGAUAUUCGGGGGAUAUUUCGAUACUGCAAUACGUGGCCCAUGGCGAUUGCGAUGCUUGCGUCCAAAAAAGUCAACGUCCAGCCGUUGGUCACCCAUCGCUUUCCUUUAGAAAAAGCCCUGGAUGCCUUUGAAGCCACCAAAAAAGGUGUCGGAAUAAAAAUCAUGCUGAAAUGUGAUCCCAGUGACCAGAAUCCAUAAUAUGUAAACAAAAGAAGCAAGAAUGCUCCAUCCUACUUCUAAUGAAGAUGGAGUACUUAGAAGAUAUUUUAGUGGAAACGAAGAAAAGUGCCUGGUUUGACCUUGGGUUGUGACCAUAAUGGGGAGGAGGGAUCUGUGCUUUUGAGCCCUGUGGUGAUGACCUAAGCCCAUGCCUUCCAUGACUAUUGUAGGAAAAGGCUAUUCCUCAUAAGUUAAACCUCUUAAGGGCAUGUCGGCAUGUUUCUGCAAGCACUCUGGCUUAGAGACGGGACUGUAAUUUACUCUCAAAUCCCAGGUCUUCCACAAGAGCCUCGGGCAGGAACCACUAACAAGAUAUUUCACUCAAUGUCCCAUUACACUGAUCCGGCCUUUCAAUCAUCUAGCUCCGUUUACAGAUCGUCUAAGCCAUCACGAGGUACUAAUUUUUCCGAAAUGUCAUUGUCCGUUAAACUCAGGGUAACUUGGAAAUAAAAUCGUUCCGAUGAAUAA